CAGGAGAGAGAGAGAGUCGCGCUGACGAAUAACAGCAGCGCGAGAGAACAGGAGGAGCACCUGGAACCAGAGAUAGGACGAGAAAAGACGCAAGGGAACCGCCGGUGAAUAUCUGAAGGACCGGAGAACAGGAGACCAGGAGAGAGAGAGAGACAUACAGAGAGAACAGCCGGAGGAGAGGAGGAAGAGACAGGCGACACACGGACAGAAGGCUGGAGCUCAGGUCGUUACACAACCCAACCUGACUGGCCAACGGACGGUCAGAAAAAGGGAAGAGAGAGAAAGAGAGCGAGAGCGAGAGAGCGAGCGAGAUAGAGAGCGUGAGAGAGAGAGAGAACAGGGGGUGGGAGGGAUGGAGAUAGAUCGGCCAGCCACAGCACUGCGCGAGGAUCCAGGGGCAGGGAGGGAGAGUGAGUGAAGGACAAAGGCGAGCGCUCAGAGGAGGAGAGGAAGUCAGGAGGAGAGGGAGAGCUGCUCGUUUGCCGCUGGAGUGACGCACCCGCCCCGCCGACAGACCUCUUCCUCCAUCUUACGCUCCCUCCAUCUUUCAAACGGUCCUUUUUCGUCCUGGCGGUACGGCGCAAGGGAACGGAGAUCCCUUCACCUCCUCUCGGAAGCAGCGAACCUUUCCCAGGUCUGUUUCAGGGAGCUCCAAGACGACGUUCCCGGUGCCAGACUGUCAGCCGAACCCCGAGGAAUAACAGGACCGCUUUCACAUCCCAAACACGACAGGACUGUUCAUCUUCCUCAACCUAACCCCACACAACACCGAUCUCCUCCCGGAACGAUCCAGGGCACAGCGACACGACAACACAAACAGCGAGGAGUGAGAGGACAGGAAGGAGCAGAGAACCAAGCGAGGGUAGCUGUGUCAGAGGGUCUGCUCCACCUGACAACCUGCUACGUCUGCUCUCCACGGAGUCCCAGAGGGGCUGGGGCUAACAAGGACACGGUCAUCCAUCAGGCCCUUAUCAGCCUUCAGUCUGUUGGCCUGUGGAAGGACUGGCUCUGGAAGUCAAGCGCCCCUUCACCCCUCCCCCCUCCCUCCCUCCUUCGAGGGCUGCUUUCGGACCAGAGGAGCCAUUCCAAGAGCUUUCCGUUGCCUCUGGAACGUUCUGGAACACGUCCCAAAUAAAGACCCCCCCUCCUGCCUGCGUUAUCAGUUUGCCACCAAGGGGGCCAAGAUUUCACUUUGCCACAUUGGACUAAGAGCAGAGAGAGGGCGGUCUGCAGGUUGUUCUCAGAAACACACACACACGGACACACAAAGACUGUACCACAGCUUUGAAACAGGAAGGAAGUGUUCGUGUUCAGCAACCACGUAGAAACAAACUCCCUGACUGCUUUGCGUCAGUUUCCCCUGGUCAGAUCGAAAGAGGCAGCGUGGGAUUAGAUGACGUCAGUUUCCUAGAACAGCAGAAGAGCUCUGCACGAGGCGAAAAACAAACAAAAACGCCUCUGAACUCAAAACUUGCGAAUUCUAAACUCUGUGUGUGUCGGUGUCAACGUCUACUGUGAACACUUGAGGAUAUUUAUUGCUGUUAUCAUUGAGAACAUAUCCCUGUGUGUCCAUGCUGCUUGUUGCACAGUUGUGGUGUUGAAAGGCUAUCGUACAUAUCUUCUGAUCAUUUCUCUUACAGUGUGUUCCAUAAGCGACUGCACCCAAACAUCGGCACAUGUCCCUAAAAGCCACAAAGAACUAACUGUUGAGCUAACCGACCGUUAGCCUGUACAGCUGGACUGUUAUCCCGGCUCUCUAUCGGCGAGCUGUUAUCAGCACACUGGUUCCUGUGUUCCAGGAAUACUGCACUAGGGUGUGGAGCUCCAGCCUAACCCUAACCUCAGUCCGCCUGACGGGCUGCGGGUUCGAGGGCCUGUGAAAGCAACAUGGACAGAGCCACUCGUCCCCACGUCCCCUCGAAUGGCUGACCGCGAGACGCCCUCAUCCGUGCAGAGCCCACCUUCGCCCUCGGUCCCAGACCCAGACCCAGGCUUGGGCCCGGUCUGAGAGACUCCAGCCACCCCCUCCCUUCCCCCCUCCCCCCCCCCCCCCUCUCUCAGACAGAUUCCCUCCAGAGAGCGAAUGUCCUGCCUUAGGCGCCAGACCGUCGCCAUCCCCAUGGAUACCGUCAAGAUCAUCCAAUCGGAGAAGUUUCCCCGGGAGUGCCCUGUGCCCGUCACGCAGCCUCGAUACGCCCCUCCCCCCAGGGUGGCCUGGGAUGGAGGGGGCGAGGGCGAGAUCAUCGUCAACCAGGCGUGCAGUGACACGGGCCUGGAGGUGACCGGGACCCCCGUGGCGGUCCACCCCAGGCCCAUGAUGUCCCCCCAGGCGCCGUUGGCCCACCGGGAGCAGAGCUUCCUGGCCCAGCGCAAGGCCAGCGCCACCACGGACAUCUGCUACCACCAGUUCCACUACAAGAUGGAGGACGUGAUCGUCAACCAGUACGUGCUGCGCUCCAACUCCACCUCGUCCUCCGCCUCCUCCUCGUCCUCGGGCUCCGUCAUGCCCUGCGAGCCCCUGGACUGCCCCACCUGCGGCCACGCCUACAACUUUGCGGGCAAGCGGCCGCGCAUCCUGUCCUGCCUGCACUCGGUGUGCGAGGAGUGCUUGCAGAUCCUCUACGAGUCCUGCCCCAAGUACAAGUUCAUCUCUUGCCCCACCUGCCGCCGGGAGACUGUGCUGUUCACCGACUACGGCUUGGCUGCCCUUGCCAUCAACACCAGCAUCCUGAGCCGCCUGCCGUCCGACCCCAACGGCCCGGUGCAGUGGGGCGGGGAGGCCGACCGCAGCUGCUACCAGACGGUGCGCCAGUACUGCCAGUCGGCCUGCACCUGCCAGAUCGCCAACCCCCUGUCCUCUUGUGGCAUCAUGUAGGGGGGCAGGCGGGAGCCCUCCUGGCAAGGCUGAGCCCUGUCCUCCCUUCCCCCUCCUCUCUCUCUCUCCUCAACCCCCCUGCCCUCUCUCCUGUCCCUUCCUCCUUCAUCCCCCCCUCCCCUCCUCUCUCUCUCUCUCUCUCUUUCUCUCUCACGUACAUACAAACCCCACCCACCACAGAUGUAUCUAUAUAUUUAAUAGCACAGGUGGAAGCUGUCUGGGACUAAAAUGGAAUCGUGAAGUGACACUUGCUGAUGAAACAGAGAGAUAAAGCAAAUAAAUGUAUUUUAUGUAUGGACUGAAUCCUGGACUGAUUCCUGGACUGAAUCCUGGACUGAAUCCUGGACUGAAUCCUGGACUGAUUCCUGGACUGAAUCCUGGACUGAAUCCUGGACUGAAUCCUGGACUGAAUCCUGGACUGAAUCCCUUUCACCCUCUGUUGUUGGGAUGUGUUUGUCGUUGACAUCUCUUUACAUGGGAAUGCCCAGGGAGGCUCCUCCCCCUCAACCUAGGUGAAUAAAAACAAUAAACAAGUUGAAAAAACAACAAACCCAACCAGCUCUUGUUUGGUGUACUGGGUAUUCUGGAUAUGAACUUCUCUGGGGCAGUCCAGAUACAGGAAGUUGGCUGUCUUGGUGGGUGACAUGCUACUGUUAAGGGUUAGGUCAGUGAAGGGUGUGACUCGAGGGUGUGGUUAGAGCAUUUUGCUGCAGAUCAAGUGAUCACAGGUUCAAUUUACCCCCAUGCAGUUCGUUGUUGACUGAAUACAGUAUCAUUGUUAGGCAUAAGCAGGAUCAGAAUGAGGGAAUGGAUGAGUGUUAAGAAGACUAAAGACGAGGACUAGAGCGGAUGAGGUAUGUUGUUUUCUGGCUUUAUU
Osmerus eperlanus (European smelt) is the source of this 3752-nucleotide messenger RNA. RefSeq names its product ring finger protein 208 (gene rnf208). The transcript has 2 exons. Gene Ontology annotation, biological process: protein ubiquitination. Bases 2084 to 2875 code for a protein of 263 amino acids. Lineage: Eukaryota; Metazoa; Chordata; Actinopteri; Osmeriformes; Osmeridae. Gene Ontology annotation, molecular function: ubiquitin protein ligase activity. The record is from RefSeq and is a predicted model, not a curated record.